AUGCUUCUGCAGGGUGAAAUCAGAGCUACUGCUUUCAAUGAGCAAGUGGACAAGUUCUUUCCCCUUAUCGACAUGAACAAGGUCUAUUAUAUCUCUAAAGGCAUCCUGAAGAUUGCUAACAAACAGUUCACAGCUGUUAAAAAUGACUAUGAGAUGACCUUCAACAAUGAGACUUCUGUCAUGCCCUGUGAACAUGGUCAUCAUUUACCUACAGUUCAGUUUGAUUUCACAGGGAUUAGUGACCUGGAGAACAAGCCUAAAGACUCACUUAUAGACAUAAUUGGGAUCUGCAAGAGCUACGAAGAUGCCACCAAAAUCACAGUGAAAUCUAACAACAGAGAAGUUUCUAAGCGAAAUAUCUAUUUGAUGGACAUGUCAGGGAAAGUGGUCACCGCUACUCUGUGGGGGGAGGAUGCUGAUAGAUUUGAUGGUUCUAGACAACCCGUGAUGGCUAUCAAAGGAGCCAGAGUUUCUGAUUUUGGUGGACGGAGCCUCUCUGUACUGUCUUCAAGCACGGUCAUUGUGAAUCCUGACAUCCCAGAGGCCUAUAAGCUUCGUGGAUGGUUUGACUCAGAAGGACAAGCCUUAGAUGGUGUUUCCAUCUCUGAUCUAAAGAGUGGAGGAACAGGAGGGAGCAACACCAACUGGAAAACUUUAUAUGAGGUUAAAUCAGAGAACCUGGGCCAUGGUGACAAGGCCGACUACUUUAGCUCUGUGGCGACCGUCGUGUAUCUUCGCAAGGAGAACUGUAUGUAUCAGGCCUGCCCAACUCAGGACUGCAAUAAGAAAGUGAUUGACCAACAGAAUGGAUUAUACCGCUGUGAAAAGUGUGACAGUGAAUUUCCCAGCUUCAAGUACCGCAUGAUCCUGUCAGUAAAUAUUGCUGAUUUUCAAGAGAAUCAGUGGGUCACUUGUUUCCAAGAGUCUGCAGAGACCAUCAUUGGACAAAACACUGCUUAUCUUGGGGAGUUAAAAGAGAAGAAUGAGCAAGCAUUUGAGGAAGUUUUCCAGAAUGCCAACUUCCGAUCUUUCACAUUCAGGAUCAGGGUGAAACUAGAGACCUACAAUGAUGAGUCUCGAAUUAAGGCCACCGUGAUGGACGUGAAGCCCGUGGACUACAGAGAAUAUGGCAGAAGGCUGAUCAUGAACAUCAGGAGAAACGCGCUAAUGUGAGAAGAGCAGGGCUGAUGAGGCAGAAGUUUGAAGAGGCAGAGCUGAAAUGGAACCGAUUCCUUCCCCCCACCCCGUGUGACAUUUCCACGUGAGCUGUGCAGCCAGAGAGCCGCUCUGCGGCGGCCGAAGCGCUUUCCUCCCUUGGGCGCCUCUCGGAGCCCAUCGUACCCUAUUUGGUGAAGCAAAACGGGCUCCGACGGCUCUGGUGUGAACUGUCCGUCCCAGCGGGUCGGCGGCAGGUAAUGUAGUGCCGGCCACUCCCUCUGUCUUGAGGCUUUUGUCCGUUUAUUAAGAUUUCAUUAUCUUCAAGCAGGAAUUAUGGCACAAGUAAUUGACCCUAACUCUGCAGACAGUGAAAGAAAUUAUGUAAUGAGGGUUUCCGCCUCUCCCGUGGCGACACCCUCACGACUUGGGCUCCCUCUCGGGAGGGGGAGCCGAGAAGCGGGUGUGCGGAGCCUCUACUGCAGUGCGAGCGUGUCUUUCUGGAAUUCGAAGGCUCGCUCUCUCGGGAGGGGCAAAGAGUCGUUACGGCCUGGAAUGGCACUAGGGUAGAAUUAUUAAUCAAAGACGGAUCUUUUAUAUCUGAAGAAUAUCCCUCCUUCAGGGUUUCAUAGACUGAGUCAGUGGGUCUGAUAUUCAUCAGAAUUGUCUCUUCUGAGGAAAGCUGAUAAGCAUGGACUUGCUGUCCCCCAGGGACAUCCCAGCAACUACAAAGCAUUGCUUUAGUUUUCACUUCAAUUAAUGUUGCAUUUGGUUUGGCGAAUGCGCGCUUUUUCUACCUGUACGUAUUUCUUACACUUGUAUGUUUCAUUUCAUGAUUAAAGCUAUGUUAAAUAGAAGGGAUUUCGAAGGAGAGGCCCUUUGUUUCCCCUGCUUUGUUUUAAUAAACAGAAUAUUCCCUGCG
Molecule: messenger RNA, 2077 nt
Organism: Leptonychotes weddellii (Weddell seal)
Lineage: Eukaryota; Metazoa; Chordata; Mammalia; Carnivora; Phocidae
Source: RefSeq, a predicted model, not a curated record